Molecule: messenger RNA, 1122 nt
Organism: Schizosaccharomyces cryophilus OY26
Lineage: Eukaryota; Fungi; Ascomycota; Schizosaccharomycetes; Schizosaccharomycetales; Schizosaccharomycetaceae
Product: DNAJ domain-containing protein Jac1
Exons: 1
Coding region: 224-883 (219 amino acids)
Biological process (GO): [2Fe-2S] cluster assembly; protein complex oligomerization
Cellular component (GO): mitochondrion
Molecular function (GO): ATPase activator activity; protein-folding chaperone binding
Source: RefSeq, a predicted model, not a curated record
CUUACUAUGAAAUUUUAUCCUUUCAAAAAAAGAAGAAAUUUAUACAAACAGGUUUGCUAGAUUUAACCGUAUACUACUGGCAUUUGGUGUAGGAAGAAAAAAGUUGCAGAAAGUCCUCUCACCUCAUAACCAUACCGAUACGACGACUGGAAUUAGCUACUCUGAAUUUUUUUUUGAACGAGCAUCUAUAGCUGCUGAAUUAUUUCCUUUUAUUAUAUAACCAAUGUUUAGAUUACCAGCCAAAGGUUUUAGAACCGCAAUUCAAACAAGCUUACAGAAGCCUGCUUUAUGCGAAUCUUUCAUAAAGGGUCCCGUUAGGAAUAGAUCUUUUGUUUUCCAAACGUGUGGUAAAGGAUUGUUCAGUACUUCCAGUAAAGAUGAAAAGCAAUCGUAUUUUGAAAUGUUUGAUUUUGAUGCUUCAACGUUACAGAAGAAUCCCUUUGAAUUAGAUACUAGAGCGUUACGAGCUAGUUACUUGAAGAAAAUAAAAAUUCACCAUCCAGAUGUUGCCAAAGAGGUGGAUCCUAACACUUCUCAAUCGAAGUCUGCUGAACUUACAAGGGCUUAUAAUACUCUAUUAGCGCCAUUGAGCAGGGCCGAAUAUAUUUUGCAACAAAAAGGGAUCUCUACAGAUUCGGAGAAUGUCUCUGAUAAGGACCCAGAAUUCUUAAUGCAAAUAAUGGAUGUUCACGAGGAAAUUUCAUCCAGCAGGGAUUCACCUGAAAGGAUUGAACAGUUAAUGAGAGAGAACAACAUUCGUAAAGACGAAGAAAUCUAUAAAAUUAGUACUGCAAUGUCAAAGGCUGAUUGGGAAUUAGCUGCAUUGCAUGUCAGUCGACUAAGAUACUGGAACACUGUUGACAGAAUUCUUCAUGAGCUCUGACUUUAUUAAGAGAGAAUUUCUUUGUUUGCAUAUGUUUACGUUUCUAUUUAAUCUAUGACUAGUUACCCCAUCUUCACAUAAACAGCUGUAAUGCUUUACGCCUUAAAUCGCUCUGAAAAGGCAAAAGGCAAAUUUACGCAAAAAUCUGUUGUCCUAUUUUCAAAAUGACAAGCUAAAAAGCUUUUUGAGUGUAAUCAAUAAAAUAAAAUAAAAUAUGAAAACAACAUUUGAUACUCUGU